Molecule: messenger RNA, 677 nt
Organism: Mytilus trossulus (common blue mussel)
Lineage: Eukaryota; Metazoa; Mollusca; Bivalvia; Mytilida; Mytilidae
Product: complement C1q-like protein 2
Exons: 3
Coding region: 21-677 (218 amino acids)
Molecular function (GO): protein binding
Source: RefSeq, a predicted model, not a curated record
ACGAAACUUAUUCAUAAAAUAUGGCAUUUCAUAAAUAUGUUUAUAUCGUGGUUAUUCUAGAACUAUGGUUUCACGAAUGUUUGUGUGAUUAUCAAUAUCCUGAACAAUACGUAAAGGAAAUGUUGGAUAACUUUAAUGAUAGACUGACGAUGAUGCAGAAAGAAAGCACCUAUCUUAGGGAUGAGUUUGAAAACCUAAAAAGGGAGUGCUUACGACCUAAAGAUUUACAGCAGAUGACAGAUACUCGCAAACGUAUUCUCCUUGCAGGUGCAGAUUCUAAAAGAAUAGCAUUUUCUACAACAUUAACACACAACGCAGUUUUGGGGUACCAUACUCCAAUUGAAUUCGAUAGAAUAAUCACCAAUGUAGGAAAUGCAUACGAUUCAAGUGACGGCCAUUUUAUUGCUCCGAUCAAGGGAUUAUAUCUCAUAUCUGUUUCAAUAAUGAACGUUGAGGGUCACGAAGAAUACACGGAAAUAGUACGGAAUGGCGUGCAGUAUGUUGCCAUGUACUCCGAUGAUGACGACUACAGUAUGGCGAGUCAAACUAUUGUGGUUUUGCUCGAGACAGGUGACAAAGUAUGGGUAAGAAAACUUUUUGGAGGAUCUGCUACUAUUCUUGGACAUCCAAACGAACCAUAUAACACAUUUUCUGGAGUGCUUCUUUUUGAAAUGUAG